GCCGCGACUUCGGCGGAGGCCAGACGUGAGUAGCCGCCGCUGCCUAGUCCUCGCGGCCAGGCUGACGGGACAGCGCGGAGAGCUCCACCGGCGGAUGGAGGCGCCUCCUCGCCCCACCUGAGCUCAGGAGGGGCAAAAGCGGGGCGCAGGGCCCGCCUUCUGCCGCGAGAGCGACCGCACGAACAGCUGGAGGAGCAGCGGGCGCCGGGCUUCUCCCCGCGGGAGCCCCCAGCAUGGUUGACUUUAUUGUGGAGUAUGACUAUGAUGCUGUACAUGAUGAUGAACUAACUAUUCGAGUUGGGGAAAUCAUCAGGAACGUGAAAAAACUGCAGGAGGAAGGAUGGCUAGAAGGAGAACUAAAUGGGAGAAGAGGAAUGUUUCCUGAUAAUUUUGUUAAGGAGAUUAAAAGAGAGACAGAAUCCAAGGAUGAUAGUUUACCCAUUAAGCGUGAACGGCAUGGGAAUGUAGCAAGUCUUGUGCAACGAAUAAGCACCUAUGGACUUCCAGCGGGAGGAAUUCAGCCACAUCCACAAACCAAAAAUAUUAAGAAGAAGACAAAGAAGCGUCAGUGUAAAGUUCUCUUUGAGUAUAUUCCACAAAAUGAGGAUGAAUUGGAGCUAAAAGUAGGAGAUAUUAUUGACAUUAAUGAAGAGGUAGAAGAAGGUUGGUGGAAUGGAACCUUAAACAACAAAUCCGGACUGUUUCCUUCAAAUUUUGUGAAAGAAUUAGAAAUUACAGAUGAUGCUGAAACUCAAGAAGCUCAGGAAGAUUCAGAAACUGUUUUGAUUGGGCCUACCUCACCUUUACCCUCUCCAGGGAAUGGAAAUGAAACUCCACCUGGAUCAAAUACACAGAUAAAGAAAAUCCGAGGAAUUGGAUUUGGAGAUAUUUUUAAAGAAGGCUCAGUGAAACUUAGGACAAGAACAUCCAAUAGUGAAGCCGAAGAGAAAAAAACAGAAAAGCCUCUAAUCAUACAGUCAUUAAGCUCCAAAACUCAGACUGUGGAAAUGACAAGAACAGACACUGAAGGUAAAAUUAAAGCUAAGGAAUAUUGUAGAACGUUAUUUCCCUAUGAUGGUACUAAUGAGGAUGAACUUACUUUUAAAGAGGGAGAGAUAAUCCUCUUGAUAAGUAAGGAAACUGGAGAAGCUGGCUGGUGGAAGGGUGAACUUAAUGGUAAAGAAGGAGUAUUUCCAGACAAUUUUGCUGUUCAGAUAAAUGAACUGGAUAAGGACUUUCCAAAACCAAAGAAGCCACCACCUCCAGCAAAGGGUCUAGCUUCCAAGCCUGACCUAGUAGCUGCAGAGAAAAAGUAUUUUCCUUCAAAACCAGAAGAAAAAGAUGAAAAACCAACACUGGAACAGAAACCUUCUAAACCAGCUGCUCCACAAGUCCCACCCAAGAAACCUACUCCACCUACCAAAGCCAAUAAUUUAUUGAGAUCUCCUGGAACAAUGUACCCAAAGAGACCUGAAAAACCAGUUCCUCCACCACCUCCUGUAGCCAAGAUUAAUGGGGAAGUUUCUACCAUUUCAUCAAAAUUUGAAACUGAGCCAGUAUCAAAACCAAAACUAGAUUCUGAUCCAUUACCACCUAGACCAAAAUCAGUAGAUUUAGAUUCAUUUACAUUUAGGAGCUCCAAAGAAACAGAUCUUGUAAAUUUUGAUGACAUCGCUUCUUCAGAAAACUUACUACAUCUUACUGCAAAUAGACCAAAGAUGCCUGGAAGAAGGUUGCCUGCCCGUUUCAAUGGAGGACAUUCUCCAACUCAAAGCCCAGAAAAAAUCUUAAAGUUACCAAAAGAAGAAGAUAGUGCCAAUCUAAAGCCAUCUGAAUUUAAAAAGGAUCCGUGCUAUUCUCCAAAGCCAUCUGUGUAUUGUUUAGCACCUUCAAGUGCUUCUAAACCAAAUAUGACUGCUUUUGUAAGUACAUUAGAAAGCAAAACUAAAAUGGAAACAGAUGAUGGGAAAACAAGUAUUCUGGAUGAACUUAAAGCUCAGGUUAUUGAAUUGCUGUGCACUGUAGAAUCACUGAAAAAGGAUCAUGGGAAAGAACUGGAAAAACUACGAAAAGAUUUGGAAGAAGAAAAGGCAAUGAGAAGUAACCUAGAGGUGGAAGUAGAGAAGUUGAAGCAAGCAGUUCUGUCUUCUUAAAGAGGCACAGACCCACUGUUCUUAGUGCUCCAGGAAUUCCAAAGCAACACUAUGACCUUCAACUGACGUAAUACCUAAAAAAAUAACAAAUGCUGAUGUUGUGAUAAAGAAGUAUAAGUAUAUAAACUGUAAUAUCUAUAGAUAAGUAGGGAGAGGGUGAACCUUAUAUGUAUAUAUAUAAAGUAUAUAUAUCUAUAUAUAUAGAUAUAUAUAUAUACACACACACACACAUAUGUUUUGCCAAUCUGAAAAAACAAGAGGCCUUAUUUCUUAUGUGCUGGGAUUUGCAAACUUAUUUUUUUUAGUUUGCUUGAAAAUACUACUGAAUCUGUAUAAAAGUAAAGAAGAAAGUUCACAAUAGUUUUUUUAUUGAAACUUGUAUUAUUUUUAAAGAGAUCUGUGCUAUAAAUAUGGUGAUAUCUUUACAAAUAAUCUGUAAAAUAUUCUAUUUGAGAGGGACAAAAUAGAUUUAUAGUAAUUAUAGUCACUACUUUUUCCCAUAAUACAUAAGGGAUAUAAACUUUGUAUAUAUAAAUAUUUUUUACCUUUAGCAUCUUACCCAGGAUUACACUGUUGUGCUGUUUGUUUGCAGUGCUAUUUAUACUCUUGGUGUUAAAUAGGAAUUUCCUAGUUAUAAACCAGAUUACUCACCCAUGCCUAUAGUACUAACUAAUGAAAUAAUCAAAAUAAUUUCUUCAACAUUUAGAGUAUUUUAUAUUGCUUGCACUACAUAGGAUUCACAAAAGGAGUUUAGUUAAAAUGUAUUGUUAAAUAUACAGGGGAAAAUAUGAGCUAUAUUUUAAAUUCAUUAGACCUAGGGAAUUAAAAGUAUUAAUUUAACCCUUAAGUUGUGCCUAAAAACUGCAGCACAUGUAAUAUGCAAACACCAGCCUUAUUGCAGUACUUUCCUUUUUAUGUUAGAAGCUUAAAUGUUACUCAUUUUAUGACCUUGUGACUUAAUCCUUUAUGUCCCUCCUGAAUUUUAAUAGUGGUGUUAAUAGGAAAGCAGAACUCAGAGCUUUCAGAACUUCAGUGUGAGGCUUUGUAUUUUGACAAGUUGUCAUUAUGUAAAUACUUAGGUUUUACUUAAUAGAGCAAACUAACUGGUCGAGAUCUUUUGGGUUGUCACUUAGGUAUCAGUUUUAUAAAGAAUGUUCAUAUCUCAUAACACAUGUUAUAGGUUAUUCAAAAACUAAUAUAUUUGACCAUAUUCAAAAUGAAUUUUCACAAAAAGGAUGAAUUAGCAGUUUCUUCAGUCACUUAGCAACAGUUGAAAAUUUUUAAAUGUUAGAUCUAUAGAUAAUAGGUCUCACUGUGGAUUAUAUUUAAAAAAUUUUAAUUGAAUUUUUUCAUUUUUAAAAUUUAAGUUUUAAGCCUUAUAAAGCAAAUGGCCUUCAACUUUUGACUACCAAGUAUUUUACUUUGAUGUUGUUACAUUAAACCCACCAAAACCAAUAUUUUUAAAUUUUAAUUAUAAUACUGAAAUGUUGUAUUAAUAAAAUUUUAUUCAUCAGAAUAAAAUAAUAGAAAUUCCAAUAUAUAAUUACUUACAGCUAAAUUUACAACUUAAAAAAUUAGUGUUUUUAGGAAAACCUUUUUGUGCGUUGAGUUUGUAUGUAUGUACUUUUUCACUUUAAAGUUCAUGGGCUCUUAUGAUGAUGAAGUCACUACUGAACAAAACUGUUCUUCCUCUUUUAAAAAUGACUUGUUGAACGAUUUCCUUCUAGUUAGAUAAAUUAGAUUUUAUUUUGUUUUAAUGAAAAUUCCUGCGUAGAAAUAAAAACAUGUAUCUUAGAAAUCACCUCCAGUUUUAUGAUUGGUUGAUUAGUGACUCCUUCCCAUACUAAUGGAAUAGGUAGUUUCCAGCAGAUUUACACUCAAAGAGACAAAUGACUAAUCUGGCUAUUUAAAUCUAUUAUUUGCUCCUGAUACGGGAAACUUUAAUUUCUAAUAGUAAACAUCACAAAAUUAAUACAUAAGUAUAUAAUGACCUUGGGGCUAUAUAAAUUUUUCUAUGAGUAUCAAUGGCAGAAACCACUUGAACAGCAUAAAAUCUCAUUGCCAAAUUAUUAGUGAAUGUAUGGUUCAGAUUUUCUAUUUAAAACACAUAAUAUUCUUAAUUUUCCCAAUUCUUUUUUAAUAUUAAGGUAUCUGUUUGAUUAUCUACUCCUGUCUGUGUUUCUCACUGUGUUUCCCACAAUUUGUCUGAAGAAAGGAAGAGGAGAAUAUGGAUCUGAUAUAACAAAGGAUUCUCUUCGUUAUGCUUUUUACUGUGAUCACAGAAAAUUACUCUAGGUGUGUUGUAAACAUUUUAUGCUUGCAUUUAAACUUGAAAUGUAUGAACAGAAUGAGACAAUCAGUUAACUCAAAAAUGAGAAGUGUUAAAAUUUCAUGACCUUGUUUUGCUAUAGCAAUAAAAUGACCAAGUGCAAUGACUUGUUUUAAUAAAAUCAUUUUUUAAAAGUUGCUGCUAUGAGUAUUUUUAACCAUAAAAUUUUACCUUGUUGUAGUCUGACUUGUCUUCACUAUUAUGUAAUACAGCUGGUGUUGUAUUCUAACAUUCCAAAAAUAAGAAUAUACAUAUAUGGGGAAAUUCAAAUAGUAUAUAUUUCACUGAUGUGUUUACAGGUGCUCCAAAAUAAAUAUGCUUCAUUCUCAAAAGAAAAAUUAAUAAUAAAGAAUAGU
This is a messenger RNA of Condylura cristata (star-nosed mole), 4838 nucleotides long. It is a transcript of the gene CD2AP, whose product is annotated as CD2-associated protein. Gene Ontology annotation, molecular function: protein binding. The record is from RefSeq and is a predicted model, not a curated record. The coding region runs from base 234 to 2153 and encodes 639 amino acids. The transcript is spliced from 18 exons. Lineage: Eukaryota; Metazoa; Chordata; Mammalia; Eulipotyphla; Talpidae.